Molecule: messenger RNA, 1555 nt
Organism: Oncorhynchus gorbuscha (pink salmon)
Lineage: Eukaryota; Metazoa; Chordata; Actinopteri; Salmoniformes; Salmonidae
Gene: oip5
Product: opa interacting protein 5
Exons: 5
Coding region: 425-937 (170 amino acids)
Biological process (GO): CENP-A containing chromatin assembly; chromosome segregation
Cellular component (GO): chromosome, centromeric region; nucleus; chromatin
Source: RefSeq, a predicted model, not a curated record
UGCGCAAUUCGGAAUACUUCAUGGAAUCCAAGUCCAUUUUUAUUCUCGUUUUAAGCGAAAAACAAAACACUGAAACACGUGUCACUGAAACACGUUCAAUGAAUCAGCUCCCGUUAAAUUGAACGAGUAACGUUACACACAAACACAAUCAACUAUGUAUUUUCGUCGCGCCUUAUGGUCAACAUAUACAAGUUUCAAAAAACUGGCGUAUAGGCCAUUUGAUUGGCUGUCAGAUGUAUACGGAAGUACCUUUCGUCCAAUUAAAAAUUAUUACUAUUUGGCGCCAUGGUUCUCCGCUAGAUGGCGAUAAAACCACGUGGGGGUCAAACUAUCACGGAAAGACACUUGAAAGUAACACAAGAGGUUAUCACUGAAGUUGAACAACGUGGCAUUUUGAAAGAAUAUAAUAUUUGUAAAAAAAAAAAUGUAUGAUUUUGAGUCAUUUCAGUCCUGCGACACAGAUGACCAAAAACUGGAGAAUGAGUCAGUGAACCAAGCCAUCGUGGAGAAUCCAGUGACUUUUCAUUGUGGACGAUGCAACACCGUGUGGGCUGAUUCCCGAGGGAUCUGUGGAGAAGCAACAUCGGUCAACUCUCUCAUUUGUCUUGAGGUAACCCAAGAUGUGAUCAUCAAUAGUGAAUGUGAGUGGAGCCUGGAUGGUCUGUUCAGUGCAUGUGUGUACAACACUCUCCAAUGCGCCGGCUGUCUCUGCCUCGUGGGUGUAAUUCUCUACUCAACACCAGAGCACCUGUCUGCUCUGCGCAACCUCUUUCUCCUCAAUAAAGACCAGAUGUAUUGUUAUAUUUUCAGCACUGGCCAAAUGGUGAAAGCCUCGACACUCGACUUUAGUGUAGCACCAUUAGGAGAACGUUUAAGUGAGUCUGUUCUUCCUGCUGACCCCCCCAACCCUGUCUCGUCUGUUCUUCCUGUCAGCUGAGACAACUGAUCCAAGAAACGGAAAGUCACCUUAGCAAUGUGUCAGCAGUGAUGGAUGACACCCGCACGAAUGAAGGAACCUCCUCUGUCCAGUAGUCAAGCUGAUCCCACCUGGGUCAUGUUCAUAAGGGCACGUUAUAGCAAAACGUUUUAAAAACAGAAAAUGUGCGUUUUUCAAGUAUUUUCGUUCGUUUCUGUGCCUAAUGAACACGGAAGAGCCUGUUCUGUUUGACAAUCCUCCGUCAACUGCACUUUAUUCUCUAGUUCCAUGUUUUUAAAGGGCCUUUUCGUAGCCUGGGUACCAGUCUGUUUGUGCCAUCAUGCCACUCCUUUUGUUACGCCCCAAAAAAAAAACAGUUCUGAAUAAUUUGGACUAAAUAGGACAUUCCUGUGUUGUAUUCCAAUGAAAAUGUAGAGUGAAAAUGAGUUCCCUCCUUGAGAUGUUGAAAAGUAGCUACCUCGUAUUCUACUGUUCGCCUCAAUAGUUUAUGCUCAAUGGAAAUACUUUAGUUAACAUUGAUAAUGUGAAGCUCCACAUAGAUGAGACAUGGCACUGUGUGUUCAGGUAUUAAAACAUCUGUAAACUAAUAAAACAUCUUUUAAAUUUGCAUACUUCUAU